Molecule: messenger RNA, 1455 nt
Organism: Linum tenue
Lineage: Eukaryota; Viridiplantae; Streptophyta; Magnoliopsida; Malpighiales; Linaceae
Source: the annotation of a GenBank genome assembly
AUGGAACAAGUGGACUCCUCACCGGCCGGCAACCACCACCACCACGCACUUCUCUUCCCUUUCAUGUCCAAAGGCCACACCAUCCCGCUCCUCCACCUCGCCCGCCUCCUCCUCCGCCGCAACAUCGCCGUCACCUUCGUCACCACUCCAUCCAACUUCCCCUUCAUCUCCCAAUCCUUCUCCUCCACCGCCUCCGCCGCCAAUAUCCUCACCAUCCCUUUCUCCCACAACGUCCCCGAAAUCCCCGCCGGCACCGAGAGCAGCGACGCCCUCCCUUCCAUGUCCCUCUUCUACCCUUUCGCCUCCUCCACCGUCCUCAUGCAGCCGGCCUUCGACGCCGCGAUCGAAACCCUAACCCCUCCCCCAAGUCUCAUGGUCUCCGACGGAUUCCUGUGGUGGACCCUGGAGUCUGCCAACAGGAUCCGCAUCCCGAGGCUCGUGUCCUUCGGGAUGUCCGCCCACGCCAUGUCGCUCGGCAGGGCGGUGGGCGAGACGGGGAUUCUGUGGGGACCAGAAUCCCCGGAAGAGCUCAUCGCCCUGCCCCAGUUCCCCUGGAUGAAGGUCUCCAAGUCUGACUUCGAACCUUUCUUUUACGAUCGCGAGGCGCAGCAGGGAGUUGACUUUGACUUUGUCAUGUUGGCCUUUGGUGUUGCCGCUCAGAGCCACGGGUUCGUGUUGAACACCUUCUACGAGCUCGAGAAAGCCUUCGUUGACUAUGUCAACUCUUCCAAGAAUGGACCGACUUCCUGGUGCGUCGGGCCUCUGUGCUUGGCGCCCGAGCCCAUGGAGGAAGACGUUUCGGGCCCAAGGCCUGAAUACAUGGAUUGGCUCGACCGGAAGUACGUGGAAGGGAAGUCGGUUUUAUUCGUAGCUUUCGGAUCUCAAGCUGAUAUCUCGUUAGAACAGCUCAAGGAAAUAGCGAUGGGGUUGGAAGAUUCAGGAGCCAACUUCUUGUGGGUUCUACGAGAUAAAGAGGCUGGAUUACUUGGCCAAGAAGAAGUAACCAGAUUUGAAGAGAGGGUUGAGGAGAGGGGAAAAGUGGUGAAGGGAUGGGCGAGGCAGAGGGAGAUACUGGGUCACAAGAGCGUGAAAGGGUUUAUGAGCCACUGCGGGUGGAACUCGGUGAUGGAGAGCGUGUGCGCCGGAGUGGCGGUGGCGGCGUGGCCGAUGGCGGCGGAGCAGCCGAUGAACGCGAGGAUGGUGGUGGAAGAGAUGAAGGUCGGGGUGAGGGUGGAGACGUGUGAUGGGUCGGUGAGGGGGUUUGUGAAGAGAGAUGGGGUGGCGACGGCGGUCAAGGAGCUGAUGGAAGGGGAGAGAGGGCGGAAGGCGGCGGAGAGAGCGGCGGAGUUGGGGGAGGCGGCGAGGGGAGCCAUGGAGGAAGGGAGUGGGUCUUCUUGGGUUAGCUUGGACAAGUUGAUUCAUGAGAUCACGGUUGGUGUAAAUAAGAUGGAUUAA